AUGAAAACUAGACAGAGAUUUGAAAUAAUACCUCGCGUGGUCGACACAUCUCAGCGAAGGAUCAUUUUAAACGUUGGUGGACGAAAACAUGAGACUUAUCUAAGUACGGUCAAAAAUUAUCCAGAUACCCGACUGUACUGGGUCGUGGAAAAUGUUACGAAAGCUAUCGAUUAUGACUCGGAAAGAAUUGAGCUGUUCUUUGAUCGACAUCCAGGCAUAUUUGAGCAAGUUUUGAACUACUAUCGUACGGGUAAACUGCAUUGUCCGCACGAUGUUUGUGGUCCUCUGUUCGAGGAAGAACUCGCAUAUUGGGGCAUCGACGAAAAAGAAAUGGAACACUGUUGCUGGACUUCGUACACUCAGCACAGAGAAGCAGAGCAUAACUUAAAAAGUUUUAAUGUCCCUGAUGGCGAGCAAGAUCAGGAUACAGAUUUGGAAAGCGACAGAAUGGAGGAUUCAACUCCUGCAAGGGACUGUGGCCGCCCUUUCACUUGGUGGACGAAAUAUCAACCUAAGAUUUGGCCAAUUUUGGAAGAGCCCCAUUCUUCUAAAGCUGCUAAGGUUAGUUGCACCUCCUUGCAUUUUACGAUAAAUAUAGCUUUUACCACACAUUGUCUACAACAACGUUGGUUAGACACUGUUUAUUUAGGGGCACUCUAUUAUAACACUAAUAAUUAUUUCGACUUCCCAUCCGUUACAGAUAAAUUCCUAGGGAAAUAUUUUAGAAAACGACUUUAAGGACAUUUUACGUCUUUAACGCAAGUGUAAUUCUGUGAUGUGUCCGAAUCUUUCGUGAUGUUGCAUGAAUCGCUAAGACGCUGAGUAUUAGGUUAUAUAUAUCUUGUCACGACAGCUGUUCAUAAAAUUAGAUUCGGAGCCUUUUCCACUGUCGUCUGAAUCAACUUAGCUUCAGCUUUGCGAUUCUCCAUUCCAAAAUAUGGGUCAAAAUUGGCACUAAAAUUGAGACAAAAAUUGGCACAAAAAAUUGGCACAAAAAAUUGGCACCAAACAUUCGGUUGUUGAAAAUGACAAAGGAUAUACUCUGAUAACUCUAGCUUAUAACCACAUUUUGAGAUGCAAAUUAAUACUCAAACUGCUUAAUGAAAGUCUAGCACAUUUUUCAAUCGAAGCGUUGAAAUUUCUCUCGUGAGCAAACUGCGUAUCAUAAAAAGGUUUCAUAUCGGGCAGGAGACUUCUUAAUAUCAUGGUUGUCACAAGUAUUGCUUGAUUCUUUUUGCAAGCAAAGAAAGUUGCUCCAUGGGAAAAUUAAUAUGGCAAUACACAGAUGUCAAGUAUUAAAACAGACACAUCUAUGACAGGAUAUGGGCUUCAUUUCGCAUUAGAAGCCGCAAAAUGAAAUUUUUGACGUGUAGAGAGCAUUUUUAAUCUUUAAAGUCUGUUUGCACGGCUUCUUAAAUGAAAGUUAAGAUAAAUUAUUUAUAUUUAUUCAGCAUUUUGACGGUUUCGACUAUCGGUGUGGAAAAAACUAAAAAGCAUCAAGCUUAGCGGUGUUAUUUACGAACCAACCAGUGCGAUUAAAAAACAAUUAAGUUUAGUUUUCGGGCCAAGGGCAAAGUUUCUUUCAUUUUUCUUAACACGAAACCAUAAUAAUUAAUUCUGUGAGGUAAUUAAAAGGUGAAUCCAUGGUACUUACGAAAGAACAAAACAUCCAUGUGAAUGAAAUCGAAUGACUCCAUUCUUUAUUACAAAUUCGUCUUCACUGUUGAAUAUAAACGAUAACAACCGUCGUUACCACGGCAAACAUUCGUUUACUUCCUUCACACUAUCACCUCGCCAUUGCACUUACUAACUCGUAAACGAAUUUCGGAUUUAAUUCUGAUACCAUUGCUGAUAUAUUUUGCAAAGCAGAACAUUGCUAACCUACCGUGUUUCAAACAUUUUUAAUGUAUAUGGAUCUUUGUCAGAAAUUCAGAUUGUUCCUAGAAAGUAAUUGCUGCACAAAAAUAGCAAUAACUAAAUCUAAAUUAAACUGACUUGUAAUUUUCGUGAUCCUGAAAUGAAUUUACUUUUUAUCUUUUGUAUUACAAUAAUUAGAAACUAGCAGUCAUUAGAUCAUCGAGGGGGGUUUGCCUUUGGUUUUAAGCAGAUCAUGGUUAUUAAAAAUUGUUUUUUUUGGUCAGAGCGGAUGAAAUAAGCUCUCUCUUUGCCGAUAAGGGUGAUAAUCCUGGGCUUGAUUUGAAACUUCUAGUUUCCAAAUCGUCAGCUGAGUGCAAUCUAUUUUACUCCCUGAGCUUAUCUGCGCAUUAAAUCUCUCCCAAUUUUCAAUUUGCUUUACCGAAUGUCAAGAAGAACUGAGAUACUGAAGGAUUAAAUUAUGCAUGCAAGGCACCAUACCAGCUCUAAACGUGUGCUCGCAAUCAACUUAUGAUGUAUGUUUUAAUCCUUUUUUCAGAUACUUUCAAUCAUCUCCAUAACGCUGAUCCUAUUGUCCGUGGGCACAUCUUGUGCUCUAACUCUACCCCAGUUCUCUAAGCAUUCAAGAUCAGUCCAAGGUCCCGCAGCUCCUGCAAGGGAUUCCACCACAGUAACCAUCUUCACUAUAAUUGAAUUCUUCUGCGGUAUUUGGUUCACUUUAGAACUAGUGUUACGGAUUAUCUUUUGCCCAAGACGACGCGUCUUUUUCCGAAUGGUGACAAACUGGAUCGAUAUCUUGUCGGUGAUGCCGUUCUAUAUUCGUAUUCUCGCUCCUGAUGGUGUAUCGCAGAUUGCCGAUGCACUCCUUAUGAUUCGACUUCUCCGACUUUUCCGCUUUUUUCGAUUGCUCUACGGUCUUCAAAUACUGUUGCACACGUUAAAAGCAAGCUCGUACGAGCUGGGACUUCUCUUACUGAUUUUGUUCAUACCAGUGAUUUUAUUCUCAUCAAUCAUCUAUUACGUAGAGCGUACCAUGGAUGACAUCCCCACGAAAUUUCGUUCAAUCCCAGAAUCUUUUUGGUGGUCACUUAUAACAAUGACCACUGUCGGCUAUGGCGACAUAACACCAAAUACGUGGCUGGGAAAAAUUAUCGGAGGAGCAUGCGCAGUUUGUGGCCUUCUUGUGGUCGCUCUUCCAAUAUCCAUAAUUGGAAGCAAUUUUAAUCUUUAUUAUGCACACGCUCAAGCAAGGCUUAAACUUCCGAGACGAAAAAAUAAAGUUUUGUUAAAUUCCAUAACUUCGGACUUUUCGAACCGCGGAAAUUUGUCUGGUGUCAGGCGCAGAGGAUUACGUAUUCGUAGUAACGUCAGCCGUGAACCUGAAGAGGAUGAUUGCCUAAUGUCUGACGUUUUGGCCAGUCAUUCAUCUCGGCAAAAUAGCCUUGCAAAGCAAAGUCCCGGUGAGGUAAAGCGAAACUCGACAACCUGGAGUAUUCCGUCUAGCAAAUCGGAUAACGAGGGAAAAACCUCUCCAACUUCAACAAGGCCGACCAGGGAACGUCGAAUCAGCCGGAAUGAGAGAGUGGUUCCAAAACUUGGAGAUCUCCCCGAAAAGGAUGAAACAGAGGAAAAUGACGGUCAAGAUGAUAACCAUCAGGUUUCAAAGCAAGAUUCCAUUACGAACAACAAUGUCAGGAACAGUUUAGGUGUGCCAGGUGUUUCUCAUGUCAUACCCAAAGAUCGCCUGCCACUUUGGAUAGCAGAAAACGGAAAAAAUCAACGUGUACGAUCCUUCAGCGUUCCGUCGAACUCAAACAUGUCUUUUCCUGAGGCGCCUCCACGCAAAACACAGUCUCAAAACUCUCACGUUUGUAAACGAUGCUCUCUACCGAAAGACACCCAAAGCAUCUGUGGAGAAGACAACAGAAAACGCUCAUCUGGAGAAGUUUGCUGUUGCGCAGAAAAAGAUGAGAUACCUCGAGGAUCGCGAAAUAACUCAACGUACACGAUAUUCAUUCCAGGUGUUGACGAAGGUGUACAAGUGAGUACAGAAAGCUUACCAUCCUGGAGCAGAGAACUUCCUUUCGAAGGAAUCUCACCCAUUCAACUUGAUUUUGUACCUUGUUGGAAAGGAAGAAGAUUUUCAGACGAAGACAGCGAACCAGAUAAUCUGAAUGAAGCUGAUGAGCGAGAAACUCUUGUAAGUGAGUUAAGUGACAGCAGAACUGUUUUGGAUGGUAAAAGGAAAGAACCCAAUAAACAGCCUACCAUGUUAUAUAUAGAUAUGCCAGGGAGACAUGGCAAUAUUACUGAAAAUGAAACUUCAAUUUAA
Molecule: messenger RNA, 4207 nt
Organism: Pocillopora meandrina
Lineage: Eukaryota; Metazoa; Cnidaria; Anthozoa; Scleractinia; Pocilloporidae
Source: the annotation of a GenBank genome assembly